Messenger RNA from Aspergillus fumigatus Af293, 1440 nucleotides. Its product is annotated as putative C6 transcription factor. Bases 1 to 1440 code for a protein of 479 amino acids. Lineage: Eukaryota; Fungi; Ascomycota; Eurotiomycetes; Eurotiales; Aspergillaceae. The transcript is spliced from 3 exons. The record is from RefSeq and is a predicted model, not a curated record. Gene Ontology annotation, biological process: regulation of transcription by RNA polymerase II. Gene Ontology annotation, molecular function: DNA-binding transcription activator activity, RNA polymerase II-specific; zinc ion binding.
AUGCUACCUUCCCCAGAAACAUCUGUCUCUUCCGAGGCCGCCGAGAGAACUCGGUCAAAGGCCAAUCCCGAACGUUCCGGGCCGUCGGGACCUCUGCAAGGCCAGAAGAGUCUAUUUCGAGUCCCCAUGUACCGGGCGUCCGGUGUUGGACAAUCAAAUAGAGAACGAUCCACGGAGCGCGUGUACCAUGCGCGGCGGCCGCACCGCAAGUCCCGCUCUGGCUGUCUAACUUGCAAGAGAAGACGAGUCAAAUGUGAUGAGACCCAACCUCACUGCCUGCGAUGCAAGAAGCAUGGCGUUACAUGUGCAUACACAGGCCCGGAAUGCUCAACCAACGAAAAGGGCGUUGUUUCUGUUUUCAUUCAGAAAAACCCUGAGUUGGUAUCGCCAAGCUCUAGCCAGUAUUCAAUGUAUCUCCGUGAAGUGGCAGAGAAAAUGGACGAGUUGCUGCAGCUAGGCUCAAAGAAGGGACAUUUGUCCGAUGCCGUUCGCGCUCUGCAUCAUUUCCAUUACGCCACCACUCCUACCAUUGCCAAUCAGCGCACACAGAUACUUUUGAGAAAUCAAAUCAUGCAAUUAGCCUUCAACACACCCCUUCUCAUGCACACCAUCAUAGCGGUGGCAACCUCCCAUCUUCGUUAUGUUGUGCCUGACAACACCGCUUACAAAAUGGCCGAAGCGUACCACUGGCAGCAGGCUAUCAGCCAGUAUUCCAAGGAGCUCGGUUGCGCUGUCGGUCCCCACAACAUGGACGCACUCUUCUCCACAUGUCUCCUCAUGACGGUCCACGUGUUCCAACUGGAGGAAUACAACCCCCGCAAGUCCUUUGUCUUCUCCAACGAUCCACAAGCCCUGAGCUGGCUCACUUUACAGGGCGGUCUGCGCCACCUCCUGGGGCUUACCAAACCCUGGCUGUGCAUCAGCAUGUGGUGGGACGUCUUCAUGGCGACUCGACAGGAGAGUCGAACUUUCGAGGAUCCCCCACCCGGGCGGGAGGGUCUCCACCCGGAGCUGGCUGAUAUCUGCGGUAUCGAUGACACAACCACAGAAGAGAGUAACCCGUACCUGGCGCCGCUGCGGAUGCUCUCGCUGCUACUGCCGGCCGAACGGUCCAUCAAGAGUUUCUCCAAGUAUACGACCUUCAUGGGCCGGUUGUUGCCGAGCUUCUGGGCGCAGCUAGCGGAGAAAGACCCGCCGGCGUUGAUCAUUCUCAGCUGGUGGUUGGCAAUGCUGGACUCCUGUCGGUGCUGGUGGGCGGAGACCCGGGUGCAUUCCGAGUGCGCGGCUAUCUGCAUGUAUCUCGAGGACAGCGAGGAUCCGCGCAUCUUGCGGCUGUUGGAGUUUCCGGCGAAGGUUUGCGGGUAUCUGCUCAGGCAUGUUCAGCAACGUGCUGAGAAGGAGGCACCCUUAAUUGAACCAUAUGAACCUGUCGGCUGCUAG